AUGUUUCCGAGACUGUUUCAGAUCGCUAUAGCGUUCGGCGUUUUCAGUGGCUCUUGGGAGAGGAAUCUCAGUGAGAGGGAGCUUAGAAAAAUCGAUGAGGUAGUAAAAUCAGUCGACGACACCGUAUUCGAUUCUAAUGAUUACCAAGAAGACCACUUGAGAAGCCCUAGAGAUCAGAACGACGAUAUAAUAGGCUUGGAAUCACUAAGUUCUUACGUCAAUCGCUUAGCCAACGAUAAUAAACAAGACCAGUUCGAUGACGAUGACUUUGAAAGAUUCCUGCGUAACCAAAAUGAGGAGUUGUGCCGUAAAACGGGUCGUUGCGGCUGCCGACCGGGCGUAGGAAGAUGCGGGGACUCGGUAAGCGAUCAGAGAACAGUCAACGACAUCAGGAAUCUGUUAGACAACCUCGAGAGGAAUUUGAAUAGAGAAAACCGGUUAGGCGAGUCGUCAAUUGACAGUGAAGGCGGCGAGAACGCAUUAAACGAUCGAAAACAAGAAGAGAACGAUUUAGCGGACUUGUUGAAGGACUUGCACAAGAGCGAAGACAACGACGGGAACAACAACAAUUCGCGAGACGAUAAGGCAUUUAAUGACAACAACCACUUCGAUGUAGUCGUGGUGAACGACUUGGCAGAUAUAGCUGACGUGUUGCGCCAAAGCGGCUUGGUCAAUACGGUGGAUUUGGACGACCUGAAGAGCGACAAUCUUGAUGAUAUUGCCCGCAACGACGCUGGACUCAGGAAGCCCAGAGUCAACACGAAGGCCAUCAUCCUUGACCUCGGAAAGUUCUAUAACGACUCGUUGUUAGCGAACAGAGACGACGAAUCUCACCUCGAACGCUCAAUCGUCCAUAAGGAAGAGCAAAUGAAUCCUGAGCAGUUUCUGGAGCAAUUCAACGUACUGAAAGAGAAGGUGACAAACGACUUAGUCGAAUACGUAACAAGCAGGAAGACGAAAAAACUCAACCUGCCGCUGAUGAAUCACGCCCAGAAGCGCAAAAUCAAAAUACUGAAGGGCAAAAUGAGACACAACAAACAGAGGAAGUCCAAGAGCGAGGUAGAAUCUGACGUGAGCAACAUAGUAUUCGGGAGGAACAGCAAAGUGAAGGUCAUACCCUCAGAAACUGACUCCAGCAACAUCGUCAUACCUGAUUGGAUGUACAGAAUGCUUUCAACCACGAAAACUAACGCGCUCAGGUCCCCGAAGAGAGUGCUGCCACUGACGUCUAAGCAAAUAAACAGAUUGAUUUUACAAAAUGGAGGUUCUAGUCCGAGACCUUUAAUCAGUAAGUUUUGGCGCAGAAAUUUCGCCAGCAAUUUGCAAGCAUACGGCCUACCGUUCAAACUUGCUGUGGAAGGGUUAGGACAGUUCAACAAU
Messenger RNA from Iphiclides podalirius (scarce swallowtail), 1380 nucleotides. Lineage: Eukaryota; Metazoa; Arthropoda; Insecta; Lepidoptera; Papilionidae. The record is from the annotation of a GenBank genome assembly.